Symbiodinium sp. CCMP2592 is the source of this 1629-nucleotide messenger RNA. Lineage: Eukaryota; Dinophyceae; Suessiales; Symbiodiniaceae. The record is from the annotation of a GenBank genome assembly.
AUGUUCGUUCCCGGCAAUGUCGCCGGCACAUCAGGCUACGGACAGCAGCGCCAACUGCAAGCACAAAUGCUCGUAUUGCCACGAUCCUUUCGAGUCCAAGAACAAGCGCUCUUCACCCACCUGCGGAACUCCGACUGCUCGAUCCAAGCCGCCGCUGAUGGUUUGAAGAUCACCAAGAAGCAGGAACGAGUCGCUCUCAUCCUUGGGGUGGCCUGUGCCGACUGGAGGGCACUGCUCUGGCGUGCCCUGGAUGCUGCGCGUGGGGAGGGAGUCUCAUCUUAUGCUGCCUCAGACGGGCCGCCCGGAGCUGCUUUUGCAUCAGAUCGGCACGGUGGCGAUCAGGACUUGCCAAAGGCUUGUGAUGUGCUGAGCUUAACGACGGAAGUGGUGUCGGAGGAGGAGCGGCAGGCGUGGUGUGACAAGGCCAAUGCAGCCCUGCCCGAGGACAUGCGCAUUUUCGGCCGCUCUGGCCCAAUGCCUCCAGACUGGCAUGCUGAGAGGGGCAUCGUUCGAAGAUACUUUGCAUGUCUCUUGCCGAUGCGGCUGCUGUUGGUCAACGGCGACGUGGAUUCGGAGGAUCCGGAAGUCGAGUCGGUGAAGGAUGGUCCAGAAAGCGGCUACAGCGCAUUCCCGGCAAUCGCAGCGAGACAACAGCACGCAAAAAAGAGCCAUCAAGCUGGUUGGGGCGACAGCACAGACGGCGAGAAUUUGUUGGGCAACUUCUUCCGUUUGAAGGAGAUCCUACGCAAGAUGCAAGGCGAGCAUCUUUUUCAUAACUUCUCGGAGCUCCCGCUCAAGCCCGGCGACACGAUUGCCAGACGCUUCGUGUACCGCUGCCGUGCUAUGGUGGAUCCAGCAACUGGCGUAGCUGGUUUUCAUGCGUCUGCAGACAGCCUGGUAAGAGGCCAGCUCCGCGCAAUGUCUGGCUUGGCCGUUGCCCUGCAACAUGGUCUAUUGCCAGACCGAUACUUGGACGUCGCCUUCAGCGAGGAUCAGCUUCUUCCGGUUCCCCGACUCCCGACAGGCACGGAAUUUCAGACAGAAUGUAUUUACAGAAAAGACUUUCACCACCUCCUUCAGCCGUUCUUCAAGUGCGAGGAAGCAGCAAAGUUCCGCCGGAAGGUUGAAGACAGGAUUGCAGAGGUCGUUCUCAGUGGCACAUUUGAGAAAUGGUUCCAGGACGAGUUGGUUCCCAGCACUGCUAAUCUGGCACUACUCGGUCCACCUGGGCAGACUCUUCCGAGAGAGAAGGCAGCUCGGAGUUCGGGGUACACAGAAGUCCUUCGUUUACUACGUGAAGCUGAAAAAAGUGGGAGGUGGCCGCCGUGUUCAAAGGGCAGGGAAAAGGUCAUCAAAGAUUCCACUCUAGCAGAACACGGAGGUGCCGGUGGUUCUUUCAGCGUGGGCUCGAUGCCAGAUGGUCUGGAUGCUCCGAAUGGAAACCGUUUGUUCCCAGAGUUAGCGAAAUGCGCUUUCCAGCUGGAACGGGUUCUGCGUCCAGACCGCAGAAGCAGUACUAUCGUCCGGAUCCCAGUGGGCUUCAAGGGAAGUGCCGGUCCUGUUGCUGUAAAUCCGCAUUCGCAGCUUUAUGCUGCAAAAGCUUGUGGUCUUAGCUUGAGUCUUGUGUAA